CGGAGAUGAAGCUCGCUGGUCGGAAUAUCCAUACGCUUACGUAAUGUUACAAGAACGCUCGGAAACACGAGACGCACAACAUGAUUAUACCAAGUGAUGACGGAACACUGACGCAGGGGAAGCGCACAUUAUACACAGCCCCUCCCCCAACACCUCCCCUUCCACGUCUCCCCCUCUACUUGCUUCUUCCUCCAAGACUCACGGGUCCUGCAACGUUUUCUCCUCUUCCUCCCACCCGUCAGUCUUCAGUCCUCACCCGCCUCAGGUGCAGAGCGGGAGGAAAAGUGCACUACUAAAACAAAAAUGUAGAUAAAUCAAAUUCUGGAUAUUUGUUCACUUAAGUGCCUUAUAAACAGCAAGAAAGUAAAGAGUUGUUAGAGGAGAAACAUGGACUUCCAGCUAGUGCAAAACUAUAUGAUGGGGUGCAAUAGAUAAGACACCCCAAGGAAUCAUGAAAGUGUUACCUGAAACAGCACAGCAAACUUACCCAUAGCUCGAAGGGAACUUGCUGUUCCUCAUACAGCAAAAUGUUACCGAGAGACUUCAGAGCUCUGUCUUGAAGAGGUCAGGAUGGAGUAUACUCGAUACAUAGUGCAAGUGUUUGUUGGGGCCUUGUCACCUCACUUUGAAGCUCUCUCAAUAGAGGUCAGCAAGCAGACCUCAGCUCAAGAAAUUGUUUUUUGUAUAGUGGAGAGACUAGGGCUUCCCAACCCACAGCACUAUGAGUUGGCUGAAGUUAUUGGCAAUGCACGGGGCCAGGAUUGCAAAGAGAGGAGGCUGGGUCCCAUGGAGAACCCUGUGGCCUUGCAGAUGCUAUGGCCCCAAGCAUCCAUUACUGAAAAGACAGAGGAGACUGACUUACAUGAAUACAGAUUUUGCCUGAGAGAAAAGAGCUCCUCUGAUUCUUUGUGGGCAGAUCCUAAUCAGCUGGAUUCACAGUUGAUUAAAGACUAUUUUUACAAAUUUUUAUAUCAACCUAAAGACAAAGAUUAUCCUGAUCUGUGUCAGCUUCCAAACCUCACUGAGCAGACCUUGCUGGAGAACCUCCGAGCCAGAUUUCAAAGAGGAUACAUUUAUACCUACGUGGGAUCCAUCCUCAUAUCUGUUAAUCCUUUCAAAUAUUAUCCAAUUUAUAAUCCUAAGUAUGUCAAGUUGUACCAGAAUCACAGACUGGGUGAACUUCCACCACACAUAUUUGCCAUAGCUGAUGCAGCAUAUCACUCAAUGCUGAAACAAAAAUGUAACCAGUGUAUAGUGAUAAGUGGAGAGAGUGGUAGUGGUAAAACAGAAGCCACACUCUUCCUGCUGCAUCAUUUGACCAUGUUGAGCCAGAAGGGGUCUCAUGGCAGUGGGGUAGAGCAGACCAUCCUCAGCUCAGGGCCAGUCUUAGAGGCUUUUGGAAAUGCUAAAACAGCCCACAACAACAACUCAAGCAGAUUUGGAAAAUUUAUCCAAGUCAGCUACAAGGAAAAUGGUCUUGUGCAAGGGGCAUGUGUUCAAAAGUACCUGCUGGAGAAGUCAAGAAUAUGUUCUCAAGCACACAAUGAGAGAAGCUACCAUGUGUUCUACUACUUACUGGCUGGAUCUUCUCCACAGUUGCGCCAGGCUCUGCAUCUUCUCAAGCCUUCAGAUUACCGCUACCUCAACCAAAGUAAAUGCUACACCAUUGAUGGUUUUGAUGAACAAUUUGAAUUUGUAAGACUGAAGCAAUCUAUGGAGAUGGUUGGAUUUACUUCAGACAAACAACAUCGACUUUUUGCUAUUCUCUCUGCUGUUCUCCUCUUGGGUAACAUCGAAUUUCAGCCAAAGAAGUCUACUUACCAUCAUGAUGAGUCUGUUUUGGUUCAAAACCCUGAGCUGGUGGUCACAAUAUCUGGUCUGUUGGGAGUGUCUGAGGAAACGCUCAUGAACGCCCUAACUUCCAAGAAAGCACGUGUUCAGGGGGAGAUUCUAGUCAUGCACUAUCGUUUGCCUGAGGCUAUUGCAGCACGAGAUGCUCUGGCAAAGUGUUUGUAUGGGGCACUUUUUGACUGGAUUGUCCUUCAGGUGAACUAUUCCUUAAUAUCUCUGAAAGAAUCUGCAAAUGAACACAAUGGAAACUCAAUUGGUGUUUUAGAUAUAUUUGGCUUUGAAGAUUUUGGCUUCUGUAAUAGGUUUGAACAGUUUUGCAUUAACUUUGCUAAUGAGCAUCUACAACACUACUUCAAUCAGCAUGUGUUUGAGUAUGAACAGGAAGAGUACCAAAGAGAAGGGAUAUCAUGGACAAAUAUUGAGUUUCAAGACAAUGUUCAGUGUCUGGCUCUAAUUGAAGGAAAGCCAGCCGGAUUGUUAUGUAUCUUGGAUGACCAGUGCAGUUUCCCAGCAGCUACCAAUGAAACCUUUCUACAGAAGAUCAACACUGUUCACAAAGAUAACAUGUACUAUGAAGUGCCUUACAAGAAAGAACUUGCUUUUAUUAUCAAACACUAUGCUGGGAAAGUAAAAUAUCAGAUAAGUGACUUCAGGGAAAAGAACUUGGACCUGAUGCGCCCAGAGUUAAUCUGUGUGUUGAAGAACAGUCGCUUCAGCAUUGUACGAGAGGUAGCUGGUGCUGAUCCGGUGGCUGUGUUUCGGUGGUCUAUCCUGAGAGCAUUCUUUCGUGCUGUUAGUGCCUUCCAUGCUGCAGCACAUAAGUAUGCUAAUAAGAAAGGGCAUGGAGAUCAAAGAAAAGUACCAAAACAGAAAAUAAGUAUUGAUAACUCCAGAAUUUUAGCAGCAAUUGAGAACACACAGAUGCGUCUCAGAAAGACUCGUCACAAUCGCUCACGGGCGCGGCUGCAUGGUCCUCGCCAUCAAAAGAACCUCAAGACUGUCAAGGCUCUUGUUCAGAAGACUCAGUCACUCACAUCACAGGGGCGGCUGCCAGGAUCUCGUAAACCCCCACACACAGUGACAGGCCAGUUCCAGCUUUCACUGCAGACACUUAUGGAAGCCCUGAACACUGCCAAUCCCUUCUUUAUUAGGUGCAUCAAAAGCAAUGCAAACAAGGCACCAAACAUGUUUGAUGAUGAGAUGGUGAUGCGACAGUUGAGGUACACUGGCAUGUUGGAAACUGUACGCAUCAGACAGGCUGGUUUCAAUGUGCGACUCUCUUAUGAAGAAUUCAUCCACCACUACAGGAUACUUCUACCCAAGGCCUUGUUAAGCUCGCAAGCAGAUGUUAGGGUCUUUCUGGAAGAGAUGAACUUAGUGGAGAGUGAAUACCAAAUGGGAAAGAGCAAGAUCUUUAUGAGAGAAUCUCAGAAGCAGAAACUUGACACACAGCUCCAUCAGACAAUCCUUUCUCGUAUCAUUGUCAUCCAGAGAUGGUACAGAACAAUUCAUCAGCGCAGACAUUUCUUGAACUUCAGAGCCAUGGUUGUCAAGAUUCAGUGUCAAGUUCGGUGUUGGCUUGCACAGCAGAAACUGAACAAGCUACGCAUAAGACAUAAUGCUGCAACCUUCAUUCAGAAAAUGUGGAGAGGUCAUUGUGUGAGAAAGUGGUAUCAGAACUUCCAUCGAGCACUUGUAGCCUUCCAGGCUUGUGCCAGGGGUAAGCUCUUCCGCCAGAAGUUCCUGGUGAUGCAAGAGGAAUGGAAGCAGAAGAAGAAAGAUGAAAGAAAGAGUCCAGUUGUAGAGGAUAUACCUGCCACACCCAUCAGUACAGUAGUAGUACCAAAUACUGGCAUCAUUACUGAAAUAAGUGAGCCAGCUCAGCCUCCACCCAGGAGAAAAUCCAUCCAUCAGAAUGCACAAAACUACAAGCUUCAACGAAGACAGAGUGAACAGUUACUCAGUGAGAGAUCUCCAGAGCCUGUCACUCAACAUUUUGAAAGACGGCUUAGUGAGGCCAGCCUUCUUCAACAACGAUCAUCUCAGCAGAUAACUAAUAAACCAGAUGAAGAGGUACAUCCUGCUUUAUCAAGCAAUAUGACCACUGAAGGGGAAAAGCUAACACACAAGCCCAAGUCAUUCAGACAUCGGCCAUACAUCAAGGUUCCAUUAGCCAGCCAAGAAGAAAUCACUUCAGGUUCAGCUGAAAAUUUGAGUUCAGGACAAACAGAGAGACGAUCAAGCUCAGGUGGUAAAGAGGACAUUACCAAACAGCAGCACCUCCAACCUCCACAAAAUGAUCUUCAGAGCAAACAUAAAAUUUCAAGACAGUUAAAAAAGCCAUUCAGAAAGAUCAUCAUGGGUAAACGAGAAGGAAGCUUGAGUGAGAGUGAAGAUAUGGUAUUUGAGUCUCAGCCUCAAACACCUACAAGUCCAAAAGACAACCUUCAAAGCCUCUCUACAGCCACUGGAACAGAGACCUCAUCCAUCAGUGUUGUAAGGGAGAAAAACACUGGUGACUCAAGCUCAAGCCCUCAUCAAAGAUCUUCAUCAAGAGAAUCAUCUACUCUGGAGGAUCAACCCAGAGCUAAGGAACCUCUGAAACCUUCUUCCAGUCUUCCAGAUGUUGUUCAAGGAUUUUCAAGUUUGGAACAAGGAAGUGUGAACUCCAUGUCUCAGUCUUCAAUUGGUGAUGACACACUUGCCCUCAAGCAUAUACUGGCUAAUUCCCCACAUUCACUGAAGCAAUCCACUCUCCUGAAGAAGGAACUUUGUACUGCCUGUGACAAAACAUUCUCAGGAUUUUUCAUCAAUUCUGGUUACAAGUGCCUCAAUUGUAAAAAAGUCUUCCAUUUACAUUGUGUAAAAGCUGCUCUUAUUGGUCCAUGCCAAGAUGUUCCAAGUGUUGGAAAAGAGAAUGCUAGUCCACAGAGCAAGAAGCCUCGACGUAUGGACCAAGAGGAAAACUGGAAUUUAACCAGAACUUCAGAGUUCAUUGACAAGUCUGAUGAAGUCAUUAAAGAUGCUUAUGAGUUAAGACGCUUGGAUGAAUAUAUAAGAAGAAAGUUGUAUGACCUGGAAGAAAAGGAGAGUUAUAAAACAGAAACCCGCACACAAAGCCUGGAUCGUACUUUUGCCAGAGAUACAGUGUCCAAAGAACCUGAAUCAAACCUUCGAUUAAGGGAUCGGAAAGACUCUCAAGUUGACCAGAUGUUUUGUCUUUCCUUACGGGAAUUCAAGAAUAAUUUAGUCUCUACCUAUUCUGUGGCAUUUCAGAAAGAUUCACCUGAUCUCAGUCUGAGGUAUAAGGACCUUAUUAAAAGCUUUGAACAGGUAAUGAACACCGUUUGUAAAGAAAAAAUGGGGAAUGAUACAUUCCCCGUCACAAUGGGAGUUAAUGCCUUCCGAGGAUUUUUGGAUGAGUUCAUCAGGGAAAAGAAGAAACCUGUUGAAGAAAAAUCAAGACGAAAAAGACACAGGCGUAAAAAGAAAAAGGUUGAGGAAGUAGUUCAUGGGAACCAUGUAUUCACUCAGAGCACAGUCAACAUUCCUACUCAGUGUGAAUUAUGCAAUUCCUUUAUAUGGCUCUCUAUGAAAGUCCUCACUUGUCAGAAAUGUAAAGUUACUUGUCACUUGAAAUGUUACAAGAAGACAGAUCCCAAGUGUUGCCAAGAUGGAUCGAAACCUGUUGUUGUGGGGACUGGAACAGCCCCUGCCAGGAGUCGAGUGUUUGGUGUACCGUUAGAAGCACUGGUUCGCCCUGGAGAAAAAAUUCCAUCAGUAGUAGACCGCCUCAUUACCAGCAUUGAACUCUAUGGGCUCUACACUGAAGGGUUGUAUCGCAAGUCAGGAGCCCAGACCAAGGUGCGAGCAGUUAAGGCACACAUGGAGAGAGAUCCUGACAAUAUUGACUUCACCAACACACCUGUUCACGUCCUAGCUACUAUCCUUAAGUUCUUUUUGCGCGAGUUACCUGAGCCACUCCUAACUUUUGAAUGCUAUGAUGCCCUCCUACAUGCUACUGAGCUGCAAGAUGAGGAAGAUCAGCUACAGACAAUCUUCAGUAUCAUUAAGGGCAUCCCAAAGCUCAACUUUGAUCUACUAGAGAGGCUGGUUUUCCACAUGGUUCGAGUAGCCCAGCAUGAAGAACACAACCGUAUGAGUGCCAAUGCCUUAGCCAUUGUGUUUGCGCCAUGCAUACUUCGCAGCCAAAGGUCACAGACUGUCCAGGAUUCUCUCAACGAUAUUGUCAAACAGACAUCGGUUAUGGAAGUAAUAGUAGUGCAGCAACUGAGACGGGUGCAAAUGACUCUUCAAGAUAUAGACUCUGUGGAUAGUGAAACUGUUACUGCUGGGGAACGCCUGGAUUGCAUUCGUUCAUCAAAGCCAAUAAUGUAUGAAAGAUGUGUCUCCCAGACUGAGGGGGCAACAGCCUCUAUUCUGUCACAUGAUUCAUCAGUUGUUGGCAUACAGAGUGCAUUUGUGGAUCCAAGUGAAGAAGAUUUGCAGGAAAGACUGGAGCAUCUUCGUGACACUAGAAUUCGCUUGGAACUCCAGCUACCAACCCUGGCGCGUGUGAGCUCAGAGGAAGAUCUUUUGUCAACUGACAUGUCCCUUGCUGGAUCUAUGGAAGAUAUAUCUGGAAUGUCUGUUCCUUCAACACCCUCAGUUCAAGGGUGUGAAGACUCAGAUACACUUUUAUUGUCAGAUGUGACAGGCAAACAGAAGGGAGGAGCAGCAUCUUGGAAACCAGAAAAGAGUGGUGAGGAUGGAAGCGUUACUUCAAGAAUCCACCAGGAUUACAGUGAUGAUGCAGUAAUGGUUUAGCAUCACUUUUCCAACACCCAGCUUUGACGCAGGUACACAACUGAUUUACCAGUUCCCUUGGUGCCAGAGUCUUGUUAUGCUAACCAUACCAGUUAUGGUCACAUAAUAAUGAUUAAUGAACAGACUUCUGAAGCGCUACUAAUCAACUCAGUCAAAUUGUAGAGUGUAAGUCUUCCAGCUGCAUCUGCUUUAUUUUGAUCAUUGUGUUUAUUGGAGAAAUGAAAUGUGUGAGUAUGUAUGAUGAUGUUUGACAGCAGUUUCUUGUCACUUUUAUUGACUUGGCUACAUUUUUUACCUAAAAAGCUGACAAAAUAAAAUUUGUCACACAGAGUUUGUACCAAGAAACUACAGUCCAGUUCUUCACUGUAUUUAAAUUUCUGAGAAUAUGGAGUAUGGUUUGAUACUACUGCUGCUACUACCAUCUCUUCUAGAAACCAUAAUUAGGAUCAAAUGUGAAAAAUAAGCAGAUAAUUUUACACUACUAAGGAAUCAACAACCAAGUUGUGCUGCAUAUACAAGUGAGAAACUGCUGCACACAACAUCCAAGGACAUCAGGAGGACCAAUAUGGCAAUCAUAGUGAUUUGAACCUCUGACUUGUAAUUUUGUAUAGAUUGAAGGAGGUUGGAUUAUCAAUUGCCAGUGAAUUGGUGGUGUACAUGUACUGCUAGACAUCUGUGUGAUUGUCUUCCCAAAUCUCAAAAUCUUAAACUGUUUCAAUUGCAAUUUUUUGUACCAAGUUUUUGGUAUACUGACCUUGAAACUGUGUUCAUUAACUAUUUGUUAAUCAGUCUCCUGAUAUAAUAUUAAAUUUUUACCAAGUCUUAGAAGACAUUGAUGUUCCAACAGUUGCAGAUUAGGCAUAUAUUUGUAGACAAUCCAGAACUGCGAACAAGAUAUUGCUGUUCUUUUCUUACUCAACAGAUUCAGAUACAGAUAAUUUAUUAAUAUAAGGUGAGUCACAAUAUCAGUGUGAUUUGUAAUAAUAGGAACUGCUCAUUACUUGUCUUCAAAGAUUAUUUUUUCAUUUGUGAUCUUACUGUGGAACAGACUGUAAGUAUUUUAAGAUUUGUACAAUGUUUUUAAUAAUUAUACUUAUAUGUAUAUAUAAGCAUUAUGAAAGUUAACUACCCUGCUGCAGUAAAGGGGUCAUGUUACUGAGAAGUGUGUGGAAUUGUAUUCAGACUUGUGACCGGUCCACUUGUGAUUGCAACACUGUUCACUCAAGAAAUGAUGAGCAACCAUUUAUUGUUUUUUACAUUUGGUUUAAUUAGUAAAAUUGCUUGUUAGUAUUAUAAGUACUGUUGUUUGUUUUUAUCAGGAUUUUUUGUUAAAUUUGUUUAUUUUUAUGAAAGCUAAUGCCAUUUCUUGCCAUUUUCAUUUUCAUUGAACAUUAUUUUAAUUCUGUAAUGAAUAUAAUAACCAUUCUCUUGCAUGAGUGUUCAACUUUGUACUCCUAGUCAUCAUGCAUAGAUGCGUUUAAUCAGAGCCAGAUAUGAAGUCAUGUUCAUUCAUAAUUUAAAGGUAAGUGUCAAUUUCCAAAUUUAAUUUUGCACUCAUAUGCAAAGCCAAAAUAUGUAAUACAGUGAGGGCUCCACAUAUCUGUCUCCAUGGUGAUUCUGGUAUGUUAGAAAUUUGAUCUAUCAAUUUGAUACAUAAUUUAUAUAUGUAAACUUAGAAGCAAAAAAUAUUUCUUCUUGAAAGAAAAAAAUCCUUUUCAUGGCUGUGUUCUUUUCUCUUUACACUAGGCAAUAUUCUAUUUGCUAUAAUAAUUAGUGAACAUCUCAAACCUCUCCAUAACUGUUAAUGGUAUCUCAUAAAAAAAAUUUCUUGGGGGUUUUGAAGAUGCCCUGUUGUUCAGAAGUACAUAAAUUUUUCCAUAUUACAUGUUGCUGCUGGUUGAGGUUAAAUGUAAUUUGAUGUUUUUGAGAAAUGGCUGAGAUGAAUAUGUUCUAUAUAUAGUCAUGGGAAAGUGAUUUGUCUGAUAUGCUAUCCUUGUAUACACCCAGGUUGUCUAGCUACACUUGCUAACCUAGGAAUAUAAGGUAUAGAGUACAAGUAAUAGUAUUAAUUAAUUCAAGUUUAAAAAGUUAAUGCAUUCCCUUGAACCCAGAAUUGCCUCUUAAAAAGUUAGGGAUGCAAAAAGAUCGUGCAACAUGAAGCACAGGAGAUUCACAUAUUAGAUUGGCAUUUCAUAAUUAACAUAGUUCAAACUAUAUUUAGCAGUAUGUAAUGCUGCUUUUAUAUGUCACUUGAUUGUCCUAGGUUAGGGAUUCUCAACCUUUUUCUCAUUAAGAGCCCCUGAGUUAUAAGACCAUCUAUCCGAACCCCUAGUAAUCUGACAUUGAACAGUUUGUUGAUUUAGUGACUGACACUCAGUAUGCAAUAGUACUGCAAAGGAUAUUAUUAGAUUAGCCAUCUUAGUACCCUUGGAAAUUUCCUUAUGAACUCUUGGGGGAUUGCAAAUCCUAGGUUGAGAACCUCUGUCCUAGGUCAUGGACUCAUUCCACAAUACGUAUACUGAAUGUUUUGGCUAAUUCCUUACCUAUCUUUUAGGGAACUUGCAGCUUGUCUUUUUUUUUUUUUUUUUUUUUUUUUUUUUUUUUGUUGCCCUUGGCAAGUUUCCCUUGCAUGAAAAAAAAGGAAAAAAGUAUUUCUUCACUUCCCUGUUUAGUCUAUGAGGAAAGAGAUUCAAAACAGUGAAAGUCUGUCCUGUGAAAUAUGAGUGUCUGUUAAUAUGGUAUGCAGAUCCCUCUUGUGGCAGGUUAAUUUAAGUGAAUAGUAUUGUAUACCUAUGUAGGCUUCUGAAAUAUUUUUUCACCUCAACAGAAAUACAACUCUCUAAAAUACUAGGUGUACAAGGCAAACUUACAGCUUGGUGAUGGACAUAGUUUGUAAUUUCAACCUCAUUCUGCUGGCCACUGAUUGAUGACCAAUGUAUGUUAUCUUUGAUAUUUAGCUGCAUUGUAUAUUACCAAGAAAAGCACAGUAUACUGCUGGCAGUAUAUGCACAACUGAUUCCAACUUUUCAGUCAGUAGUUUUGAUUUUCUGGUUUCAGCUUAUAAGCUGAAAUAGAUGAUAGCAGCUUUGGCUCAGCAGUAGACAUUUUAUUGAAAAGACACAAGGAAAAAUUUCCAUCACAAAUUUAAAUUCCACUAGAGAGAAAUAACAGACUGUGAGAAGGCAUUUGAUUAUCUCUGGCCACAUUGAAAUAAAACAAUUAUAGUGAAUGGAUUAACAGACUUACAUGCCUUCCUUGCAUCAGUUUGAGAGAGAGAGAGAGAGAGAGAGAGAGAGAGAGAGAUUAGAUUGUGUAGAAAUCUGCUUUGGGAAUUUUCUUACAAGUUUCAUGGUAUCUAUUAACUUUUUACCAUUUUGCUGACUUUAUUUAUUAACUUAAUUGUUUAUUUGGUAGUGGUAGUAACUAGCUUGAAAAUACCAGAUAGCAAAAUUUACCAGUUAUGAUGUGAGUUCUCUGCAUUACAGCGUUUGGCCACAAAUGGAAAAAAAAUGGCAGUUAAUAUGAAAAAGCUUGCAUAACACACAAUAACUUUUGUGUAAAUACAUGUGUUGAUAUGCACAUGGUGAUAUAUAUGAAUAAGAUGUGCAAGUAAAUUCCAGUCUAAAAGAUUUAAUGAAACUGUGUGUGUUCAGUUAAUAAGUUAGAAAUUUGUAUAUGUAUGUAUUUACAUUUUUUAUUUUUCUUAUCUUAUGAAAUAAGUAAUUUGUUUAAAAAUGGAAAUAGCUCAUUCAGGGGAUAGCAUAUAGAAGAACAGAGAAGAAACACAAAGGCUUUUUUAUUCUAGUAUUAGCAAAGAUCUUCCUGUUAUCUCUAUGUUAACCUCUCAGUAAGUGUCAAGACCUAUUGAACAGUGUAGGUGGAGCCUUGUUAACAAUGAUGUAUAAAAAAAGGAAUACUCAUGUCUACAUGUAUGUAAAGUCAGUCUACUAUAUAUAGAUAUAAUUGGAAAAGAUCCAAGCCUUUUGGUAACUAGGGAAAGAAAUAUGGUGGAACAUGUACUGUACUUGGAUGGCUUAAAUGUUGAAAAGAAAGUAAUUGAAAUUAGCCUGCAAAGCCAAAGACUUUUUAUAAUUUUGAUGUGUGAUCCACAUUCUUGCAUUGCUUAUUGUGUAGAAUCCAUGAUAUGCUUUAAAUAUGAAAAUUUUGAAACUGCAUAAUACUUAACUUACUGAAGUGAAGUUGUUGACCGCCAAUUUCUUAAGUAUGUGAUAAAAUAUGAAAACUACAUGCAAUAAACUCAUGGAAAUAUU
Molecule: messenger RNA, 10949 nt
Organism: Portunus trituberculatus (swimming crab)
Lineage: Eukaryota; Metazoa; Arthropoda; Malacostraca; Decapoda; Portunidae
Product: unconventional myosin-IXa-like
Exons: 32
Coding region: 571-6678 (2035 amino acids)
Biological process (GO): intracellular signal transduction
Cellular component (GO): myosin complex
Molecular function (GO): ATP binding; GTPase activator activity; microfilament motor activity
Source: RefSeq, a predicted model, not a curated record